Ricinus communis (castor bean) is the source of this 1113-nucleotide messenger RNA. Its product is annotated as protein ZW2. The record is from RefSeq and is a predicted model, not a curated record. Gene Ontology annotation, molecular function: sequence-specific DNA binding. Gene Ontology annotation, biological process: DNA-templated transcription. NCBI's taxonomy places the organism in Eukaryota, Viridiplantae, Streptophyta, Magnoliopsida, Malpighiales, Euphorbiaceae.
ACUAGCAUGACUGAGGAAGUUGCUAAAACCGCCUAUGGUCCAAUGUCGGUAGUGAUGAUAAUACGCAAAGUUCUCGUGGCCUGUAAACAGUAAACACCUACCGUCCAUUCGCCUCUGUUUCUCAGCCCAGCACCGCCUUUAACCACAACCCUCCAACAAGGCGACAACAGCUUCCAUUUUUCUUAAGAAUCCUAUUAAAGAAUCAAAUCUCAGAAGAAACCGACAUUAAUUUCGUAUAAAAACAUAGUGUUCCCAUCAUCAAGCUGCUUCCAUAUAAGUCUCAAUGUUUCAGCUAAAUGCCAGGUGCAAGUGAGAACUUUGAGACAUUCUUUAACAGCUGGCUCAAUCGCCAUGAAACUCUACUACAACAACUGCUCAACUCAAUUGCACCUGGUAAUGUUAGAAAAACAGAGCAACACAAACACUUGAUCGCCCAACUGUUGUCUCACUACAAAUGCUACUACGAAGAAAAGUCCAAUGCUGCUAGAGAAGAUGUGUUUCUUUUCAUGAAUCCACCGUGGCUCAGUUCUUUCGAAAGAACUUUGCUUUGGCUAGGAGGAUUCAAGCCAUUAGUUAUGUUUAGGUUAAUUAACAACUCUGUGACGGACUUAACACCUGAACAGAGCGAAAGAAUUGAGCAAGUCAGAUUCGAGACAAGGAUAGAAGAGAGAGCAUUGACAGAAACAAUGGCAAGCGUUCAAGAAAGCUUGGCGUCGCCGCUUAUUUUGAACUUGUCAAGGCGGUUUAGGCAGAUGAUCGACGGGGAAGUGUCGGAAAUGGAGGCAGCCUUGGAAGGGUUGAAGACUGCAAUGUUUGCACUGUCGGAGAAUGCUGAUGCGCUUAGAAGAUCGACUGCAGUGAAUUUGUUGGAAGUCUUGAGUCCAGCGCAGGCAGUUAGGUUUUUAGCGACAGCACUUAAGUUUCAGUUACAGGUGAUGAGACAAGGAUGAAGGAGGUAUUGCCUACUGCCGGUCACAUCUUCCGUUUUCAGCCAAGUAAAACAAAAAUGGACACCAACUCAGAGAACAACGCCCUGUUCUAAAAAUAUUUUCCUCCCGCCAUGUUCGCUCAAUUUUUCACUAAAAGAAAUCACAACAAUUUACCUAUUUAUUU